Messenger RNA from Penicillium vulpinum, 1251 nucleotides. Its product is annotated as caspase family protein. The record is from RefSeq and is a predicted model, not a curated record. NCBI's taxonomy places the organism in Eukaryota, Fungi, Ascomycota, Eurotiomycetes, Eurotiales, Aspergillaceae. The coding region runs from base 1 to 1251 and encodes 416 amino acids. Gene Ontology annotation, molecular function: cysteine-type endopeptidase activity. The transcript has 5 exons. Gene Ontology annotation, biological process: proteolysis.
AUGUAUUAUCCAUCUCAAGGUUCCCCUCCACAAGGGUCAUCCCAAUGGGGAGGAUAUCAACAACCCCCCCAAUGGCAACCUCCGCCUCAGCCCUAUCCUCCUCAGCCCUACGGAUAUCAUCGACCCCAAUCAUCUUAUUCGGCUCCUAACCAGUCCCCCUAUCCGCCAUCGCCUUAUCCUCAACAUCAAUAUCCUCAGUAUCCCCAACAUCCUUUUCACUCACCUACCCCACCAUACGGCCACACUCCACCUCCUCGACCGCCCUUCCACCAGCAUACUCUGAGUGCCCCUCGGGAUGGAUUUCCUCGUGCAAAUUCCCCGAAUCUGCCCCCACCCCCACCAGAGAACUUGCAGCAAUUCGGUGGAGGUGCUCCCUCAAACUACAGGUUUCAGUACUCGGCCUGUACCGGUCGCCGCAAAGCUUUGUUGAUUGGGAUCAACUAUGCAGGACAGCCCAAUGCACUAAGAGGCUGUAUUAACGAUGUCACUAACAUGUCCAACUUCCUGACCGAGAGAUUCGGGUACAAGCGGGAAGACAUGGCCAACAUUCUACGCGCCAUGCAGUGGCUCGUCAAGGAUGCUCAGCCUAACGAUUCAUUGUUCAUCCACUUCUCUGGCCAUGGAGGUCGUACUCCCGACCUGGAUGGAGACGAGGACGAUGGAUUUGACGAUGUCAUCUACCCACUAGAUUACCGCGUCGCCGGUCACAUUGUCGACGAUGAUAUGCAUGCCAUCAUGGUGCGUCCAUUGCGACCGGGAGUACGAUUGACGGCGAUCUAUGAUUCGUGCCACUCGGGCACUGCAUUGGAUCUGCCGUACGUCUACUCGACGCAGGGUGUUCUCAAGGAACCCAACCUGGCCAAGGAGGCGGCCCUGGACUUGUUUAGUGCAUUUACUUCGUAUGGACAGGGCGAUCUUUCCAGCGUCGCUUCCACAGCGAUUGGGUUCUUCAAAAAGGCAGCCAACGGCGGGUCAGCCCGCGAGCGCACCAUCAUGACCAAGACUUCUCCGGCCGACGUGGUGAUGUUUUCAGGGUCUAAGGACACACAGACCUCGGCGGAUACGUUUCAGGAUGGACAGGCGCGUGGUGCGUUGAGUUGGGCGUUUAUCAAAUCAUUGCAACAGUGGCCACAACAGAGUUACCUGCAGUUGCUGAACACGAUCCGAAAUGAGCUCGAGGGCAAAUACUCACAGAAGCCGCAAUUGAGCUGCAGCCACCCCCUUGAUACCAACCUCCGCUUUGUGAUGUAA